Messenger RNA from Symbiodinium sp. CCMP2456, 561 nucleotides. The record is from the annotation of a GenBank genome assembly. NCBI's taxonomy places the organism in Eukaryota, Dinophyceae, Suessiales, Symbiodiniaceae.
AUGCCGGUGCCUCGAUGGGAGUCACUGGUCCCAAGUUUGGUGCAGCUACAGGCACCCAAGGUACUUCUGCUGACUUGGACCCAGAAUGUCGACCUGCGGAUGCAGGUGGAGAUGUUCGAGCUUUUCUGUGGCGAUGCGAGGGUGAGCCAGGUUGGCGAUGGCCUGUGUCCUACGACAAAGCCCCAAUGCUAUGAACUUAUUGGCCCCGGCUUGUGCCAGCUGGACCCAGAUAUGCCGUGGAACGUCAUUGCGGAUCCACCCUGCCAUGAGAAGUGGGGAGCACAGCAUAGGUCCUACAGCAAGGCCUUCGGCAGGAAAAUCUAUGAGCUGUGGCGGGAGGAGUGCAAAGCCGAGCAGCCUCGGCUUUGCAUGCGGCAAAAGGUUCACAUCGAUCCGGGAAUGACGGACAAGGGCUUGUUCGAAUCGCUUCCUCUCGGAGAUUCAUGGCCCGAUGCGGAAAUGAUUGAGGUCUGGGCUUACUUGUAUAAGAACAAGAAGCUCAUGAUACCGAGUUCAUGGCAAAGCACAAUGGAUGCUUUCAAUUCAGAGCUGCUGGAUUCG